AUGGCAACUCCAUCAAAAUCUACAAAAAUUUUAAAAAACAAAGAAAUUAAGAUCAUUGAAGAGAGAAGUAAAGAAAAUGUAAUCACUGAUAAAGAGAAUAUGAGUUCAAUGACACCUGGUUCAAAGAAAAAUUGUAUGAAAGAAUAUUUAAAAUCAUCUUUAUUAAAUGAUAAUAAAAAUAAUCCACUAAAAGAAAAUAAUAAUUUAUUAAAUCAAUUAAAUAAUGCCACUAAUAAUAAUAAUAAUAAUGAAAUUAAAAAACAAAAACAACAACAACAACAACAACAACAACAACAAAAACAACAAAAACAAAAUUUACAAACAAACUCACAAAGACAAGAACAACCAAAAUUUAAAUCAUUAUUAGAUAAUGAUGGUAUAUUUUUUGAACAAUCAACAUUAACUGAAAAAAUAUUAGCCAAAAUGGUUAAAAGAAGAGGUUCAGUUUUAAUCGAUGAUCCAGCCAAAAUGAAAAGGGAGAUGAUUAUCGAAUCAUCUACAAUUAUUCUUCAAUCAUUCUUUAGAAUGAUCCAUCAAAGAAAAAUAUAUCAAAGAACAAUUAAAGAAAACAAAGAGAGAUUGGAAGCUGAACGCCUCGAAAAAGAGAGAUUAGAAGCUGAACGCCUCGAAAAAGAGAAAUUAGAAGCUGAACGUUUGGAAAAAGAGAAAUUGGAAGCUGAACGUUUAGAAAAGGAGAGGUUAGAAGCUGAACGUUUUGAAAAAGAGAGAUUAGAAUCUGAACGUCUCGAAAAAGAGAGAUUAGAAGCUGAACGUCUCGAAAAAGAAAAAUUAGAGGCUGAACGUUUGGAAAAAGAGAAAUUAGAAGCUGAACGUCUCGAAAAAGAGAGAUUGGAAGCUGAACGUCUCGAAAAAGAGAGAUUAGAAGCUGAACGUCUCGAAAAAGAAAAAUUAGAAGCUGAACGUUUAGAAAAAGAGAAAUUAGAAGCUGAACGUUUGGAAAAAGAGAAAUUAGAAGCUGAACGUCUCGAAAAAGAGAGAUUAGAGGCUGAACGUUUGGAAAAAGAGAAAUUAGAAGCUGAACGUUUAGAAAAAGAGAGAUUAGAAGCUGAACGUCUCGAAAAAGAAAAAUUAGAAGCUGAACGUUUGGAAAAAGAAAGAAUUGAAAAUGAAAUAUUGGAAGCUGAACGUUUGGAAAGAUUGGAAAUGGAAAAAAUUGAAAUUGAAAGAUUGGAAAAACAACGUUUACAAGAGGAACAAAUCAAAGAAAAAGAAAUGAAAAGAUUAGAGAAAGAAAAAAGAUUAGAGCACCAAAAGGAAUUGGAAAGACUCGAUAGAGAAAGAAUAAGAGCCGAACGUUUGGAAAAAGAAAGAUUGGAGGCUGAGCGCCUAGAAAAAGAGAGACUUGUAAUAAAGAAAUUAAAAAAAGAAAAAGAGAUUCAAUUAGAAAAUGAAAGAUUACAAUCACUUAAACAAAAACAAAAACAAGAAGAAGAAGAAGAGGAAGAAGAAGAAGAAGAGGAAGAAGGAGAAGAAGAAGAUGAUGAUGAUGAAAUUGAAGAAGAAGAAGAGGAAGAACAAAAAUCAAAUGUAGAAGAGGGAGAAGAAGAAGAAGAAGAAGAGGAAGAAGAAGAUGAUGAUGAGAUUAAACAAGAAGAAGAAGAAGAGGAAGAGGAAGAGGAAGAUUCAAUAAUAACUCCAAAAAAUUCAUCAAUAAUUAAAGAGGAGGUUACAUCAGAUAUUGAAGAAUUAGAAACUGAUACAUCAUUUCAAUAUUCAUCAGCCAACUCUUCAAUGAUGACUGCUGAUCAAGAUGAGGAAGAAGAGGAUAAGGAUGAUAAAAAGAAGAAUGAGUCAUCAAAAGGUGUAACAAAAACUCAUAAAGUUGAUGAUCCAAAAGUAUUAUCAACAAAAUCUUCAACUUUGGCAGCUACUUCCACAAGUAGACAAUCUACAUUACCAAAAACAACUAUUACAUCACCAAUCAAUUCAUCCUUUUCAAAGAAAUCGCCAACUUUAUCCACAACUGAAAUUGAUAGUAAAUGGAAAGCAAAAAUUGAGUCAAUAAAAUCAAAAACAACCACUGCAUCACCAACAACAACAUCAACAAAAACUUCACCAACAACAACAACAAAAACAAAAACAUCUCCAACAACAAAUACAUCACCAGUUUUAAAAAGUUCAACUGGUUUAAUUUCAACCCCUCGUGUGAUAAUGACAAGAUCAAAAACAGUUGCUCCACUUCCAGAUAAGAUUGGUUCUUCAGUUCUUUCAACAAAGAAAAGACCACUUCAAUCUCCUGAUACCCAAUUGGAAGAUCCAAAUAAAGUCCAAAGGACCUCAACCAAUUUGGCAGCAUCAACUAACUUGGCAACAGCAUCAAUUGAAGAGAAAAGAAAAAAAUUGAUCGAUUUACAAAAUUUAAAGAAAAAAAUUACAGAGAAAAGUGUAAAUCCUACCACUACCACUACCACCACCAAUACUACUCCCACUAAUAAUACGACUACAAAGACAGUUUCUCCAAUUCCAUCACCAACUUUAACUUCAUCAGUUGGCACCAAAUCAAAAUCUAUUCCACCAAUUAGUAUCACAUCUAAUGCUACAACAACUUCAAAUAGAUCAACUGCCAGCACACUUUCAACUGUAAAAAGACCAAUUGUCAGAAAAACAGCAACAAAUCCAAGCUUGGUUUCUUCAAAAGGUUCUCUCAAAGAACCAAUUCCAAAGACUUCAUCAACUUCAAAGAAAUCAACAAAAUAA
Molecule: messenger RNA, 2718 nt
Organism: Dictyostelium discoideum AX4
Lineage: Eukaryota; Evosea; Eumycetozoa; Dictyosteliales; Dictyosteliaceae
Exons: 1
Coding region: 1-2718 (905 amino acids)
Source: RefSeq, a predicted model, not a curated record